AUGCACGGCCCACGGCUGUCCUCGCGCGGCAAUUCCCGCCAUCUCCGGGCUCCUGUUGAAGGAGCUACCUUCACACAGACGGGCGAAGGGAAGCCUGGUCCACACAGCCCCGCCACGGUCGCCAUGGCAGCGCACAGAAAUCUACACAGAUUUCACAGGAGAGAGCUCGUCCGGUGCGGCUCGGCUGCCCUUCCGGCCCAGCAGCCCGAGCCCGGCUCUGAACAUCAAACUCGAGACAUGGGCUACGCGGCACCGCCAGCGCCGGUUUUUCUCUCCCAUAGCAGUCCGGACUACCUGGGCAUGGACGAAGCGGAGAAGCUAGAGUACUACCAGAGAAUAUUCGACUCGCUCAGUAAGCUCCAACAGACAUUCCUCGCCGCCCAUGCCGCCGACGUCACGAGCUCAGCAAGAUCACGUGUCCAGUGCGACACCAGCAUCCCGUUUCUUUCCGUGUUUUCUUCCCUCCUUCGGCUCCUCAAGCAGCUCGUCUUGUCGGUAUUAAGCAACCCUUUGGGACCCAUCACGGACUUCACCAACUCUUGCUAUUCGCUCCUGUGCUACUCCCUCAUCUAUCUCGCAUUAUACUGCUUCCAGGCGUUCCUUAUCUUUUGCAACCUCUGUGGCCUUCAAGGCUAUCUCACCGUAAUAUCGCAAAAGUUUAUGGAAGGAUAUGGCACUGUCUCUUGGGACGAUUCUACAAUGUUUGAGAAUAAGGCCCAUGUCAUCCAAACCGCGCGUCCGUUUCUUUCGAGCGGGCUAGACGACCGCACCGAUCCACCUCCUUCGCCCAUCGAACUCAAUUUCUGUGUUGAGGUGGCCAAGACGAUCCUGCUGAUGAGCGCGAUUCUGUACGAGCGGGAGCAAGCGUGUGUGGAGCGAGCAUUCGAGACGACCGACGAUGUCCGCUUGAGCUUGCUGAGGAGCGAGGAGAAGAUGCUCAAGGCGGCCGCAGAGUGGAACUGCCAAUUCACGUCGAUUGCUGAUUUCCAGACGGCCAAGGGCCCGUUCGUGGGCGCAUUCUUUGACCUCGAGGCCAGGCCGCACCCGUUCAUGGUCAUCGUCUUCAAGGGCACCUCGUUCCAAGACAUGAGCGAAUGGAUCGUCGACACCGCCUUAGAUCUCGAAACAUGUGCCGACCAACUAGGCGCGGGGUGUGCCCAUCAAGGCUUCUACUCCAGCCUAUUUCCAGCUCCAUCUGCGCGGGAAAAACCUUCCCCUUACCUGAGGAUUAUUGAAACCAUCAGGCGCGUGGCUUUGCAUGUCCACAACGAGGUAGGCAUCCCCAUGAACUUAUAUGUGGGAGGUCAUUCAUUAGGCGGGGCGAUUGCCUCGUUAUUUUAUGCACGACUACUCGAGUCUCCCGAAGAUUUAGGGCCCCACACCACCCUGCGCGACGCGUAUUGCUUCGGAACGCCCCGAGGAUGCGACAGUUUACUGGCCUCAAGGGUGGAAUACAACCUGGCCAAGCCGGCCAACUUGCGGCGGUCCCUGUGGCGGAUUUCGAAUCAUUCGGCGUCUGCCAAGCUGGGCGACCUCAUUGCGCAUCUUCCGCCGGGUAUGGCUGACCAAAGGUGCGCAAGAUCAGUGAUCAGAGGCGGAAGCUUGUUGUCAUACGCGGCCAUCGGCACACCAUUUGAUCUGGAGAAGUGGGCCACCUAA
Puccinia triticina is the source of this 1659-nucleotide messenger RNA. RefSeq lists its product as uncharacterized. The coding region runs from base 1 to 1659 and encodes 552 amino acids. Lineage: Eukaryota; Fungi; Basidiomycota; Pucciniomycetes; Pucciniales; Pucciniaceae. The record is from RefSeq and is a predicted model, not a curated record. Gene Ontology annotation, biological process: lipid metabolic process. The transcript is spliced from 11 exons.